CACACACACCCAGGCACACACAGUGGACAUGUACGCCCCCACCCCAAGUCUGUUGGAAUCAUGGAGUUAUGUAGAGGCCCUGCCCAGGUGAGAUCCAGCCCUCAGUACCAGGCAAAUGCAAUUCCCUGCUUUCCUUCUUGACUCUCUGCAGAGCAUGGAACCCUGGUCUGGAGUCACCCAGCCCUUCUCAACCACUUCCUUUUAUGUGACCGUCUGAGCCUCUACUUGGUCAUCAGUAAAAUGGGGCUGAUGAUAGGAACCAACUAACCACCCUGUUCACCCGCUGCCGGGACCAUGGGGGCUGGGGCCAGCGCCGAGGAGAAGCACUCAAGGGAGCUGGAAAAGAAGCUAAAAGAAGAUGCCGAGAAGGAUGCUCGAACCGUGAAACUGCUGCUUCUGGGUGCCGGUGAGUCCGGGAAGAGCACCAUUGUCAAGCAGAUGAAGAUUAUCCACCAGGAUGGGUACUCUCUGGAAGAGUGCCUCGAGUUCAUUGCCAUCAUCUACGGCAACACACUGCAGUCCAUCCUCGCCAUCGUGCGUGCCAUGACCACGCUCAACAUCCAGUAUGGAGACUCUGCGCGCCAGGACGACGCCCGGAAGCUGAUGCACAUGGCGGACACCAUCGAGGAAGGCACGAUGCCCAAGGAGAUGUCAGACAUCAUCCAGCGGCUGUGGAAGGACUCGGGUAUCCAGGCCUGUUUCGAACGCGCCUCUGAGUACCAGCUCAACGACUCGGCGGGCUACUACCUCUCCGACCUGGAGCGCCUGGUAACCCCGGGCUACGUGCCCACUGAGCAGGACGUGCUGCGCUCGCGUGUCAAGACCACGGGUAUCAUUGAGACUCAGUUCUCCUUCAAGGACCUCCACUUCCGGUACGACCCGGCGAGCCCUCACCCUUGCUCUCGCUCUAGGGGUCUGGCCCCGAGUGCAGCUCCCCGAGGCCCCGACAGGUCCCGGAGACCCCAUCCCUACGAGAGCCCUUGUUCCUUCUAUGAUACCCUGCCCGCAGAAAGGCUCGGGCCCUCCACAUGCCAGUCCCAUCCGAAUGCCGCCCAGUCAGCAUUAGGAGGCCAGGGGAUACCUGUGGGCGCGUUCAGGGGGCUCGAUGCGCACGGGUUCAGGUCCCAACUGUCCCAUAGGAUGUUCGAUGUGGGCGGGCAGCGCUCUGAGCGCAAGAAGUGGAUCCAUUGCUUCGAGGGUGUAACCUGUAUCAUCUUCAUCGCGGCACUGAGCGCCUACGACAUGGUGCUGGUGGAGGACGACGAAGUGAACCGCAUGCACGAGAGCCUGCACCUGUUCAACAGCAUCUGCAACCACCGCUAUUUCGCUACCACGUCCAUUGUGCUCUUCCUCAACAAGAAAGACGUUUUCUCAGAGAAGAUAAAAAAGGCACAUCUCAGCAUCUGCUUCCCUGAUUACGACGGUGAGAGCCGCACCCCCUCGCCUGGCCGCCAGGCGGCGCCCCAACCCCAUGAUGUGGGCCUGAGCUUCUGCCGUCGCAGGAAGGACUGCGGACAUGGAGUGAGCACAUUCCCCUUUCCUUCCAGGGCCCAACACGUACGAGGACGCGGGCAACUACAUCAAGGUGCAGUUCCUGGAGCUCAACAUGCGACGCGACGUGAAGGAGAUCUAUUCCCACAUGACUUGCGCUACCGACACACAGAACGUCAAGUUUGUCUUCGAUGCUGUCACCGAUAUCAUCAUCAAGGAGAACCUCAAAGAUUGCGGCCUCUUUUGAGGUGGGUUCCUGGCGGUCUGGGAUGCUCCCCUGUCUUGCCCCUUGGUCUCAAUACCUUAUUACACGGCCUCCCCAGCUCCUCACCCCACCUCACUACAACAGGUCCUACUGCAGGCCAUCAGGUCCUGCCCCAUCUCUCCAGACCCAUUCCACUGCCUGCUUCUGGCCCCCAAUUCCCAGGCCCCAUCCUGGCCCCUCAGGUUCCACCCCACUGCCCACAGCCCGUGCCCCUGGUGCAUAAGUCCCACCCACCUAAUCUCUUUUGACCCGACCCCAAUCCCCCAGGGGUCACUGCUUACAAGCCCACCUCCACAGUGCCUCUCAGCCUAAGACCAAUUAUUUUGGAGCUCUGGGAUGUUGACUGGCAUCCUUUUUCUGUUCACAGGUGCUUGAACUCACGUGUGUCCCUGACACCCGGUAGCCCUAGCCACCUCGUAGCCCUAGCACACAAGAGCCUCUCAGCUCCCCAGGACUCCUGGGCCCCAGCGUGAGGCCCCACCAGCCACGCCACAGAUCCAAAGCCCUGAGCCCCACCAGCCUUGAGGCCCCAGCCCUCCCCCGUGGUUGCCAGGUCUCCCAGAGCCAGGUACCCCCAACCCGACUGCUGCCCUUCACGGCCUGGCUGCGCUGGCCUCCAGGACCCACCCCAGCCAGCCCCAGCUAGGAGCAGGCAGGACUUGGGGCAGCUAGAGCUCACAGUGACUCAGCAUGCCCAACUGACCAAUCUCCUACAGGUCUCUCCGCAGGGGGCCCAUGACUCACCUGGUGGGUCUGGGCUCGGCAAACAGCCCUCCCUCCCAGUUUCCUGAAGAGCAGGGGGGGCAGGCAGGGAUCCCUCCUCCAAGCAGGCCUGCUGCUGACCAUCAGCCCAUUCCAGCCUUACCACCUCCAUGUGACAAAUCUGACACCUGUCUCUACCCGGUGGCCAGUGACUGUCCCUCUCAGUAGCUUCAGGAGUCCAAAGUCCAAGUCAGUCUGGCCUGUGCAGCUCCUGCAUAGAUGAAUUAAUGAGUGGAUGCAGGCC
Molecule: messenger RNA, 2762 nt
Organism: Acinonyx jubatus (cheetah)
Lineage: Eukaryota; Metazoa; Chordata; Mammalia; Carnivora; Felidae
Gene: GNAT1
Product: G protein subunit alpha transducin 1
Exons: 7
Coding region: 295-2004 (569 amino acids)
Biological process (GO): adenylate cyclase-modulating G protein-coupled receptor signaling pathway
Cellular component (GO): heterotrimeric G-protein complex
Molecular function (GO): GTP binding; G protein-coupled receptor binding; G-protein beta/gamma-subunit complex binding
Source: RefSeq, a predicted model, not a curated record